CCUCACCUCAUCCCGUCCCUCAUACGGCGAAGAAUCCGAGAACUCCCCCUCCUCCGCCUUCGCCUCUCCCGCCCCCUCAAUCCCCAGCCGAAACGCCCUCGACGUCUUCCCGGCCUCCACAAACGACGCGCCGUUCAGCUCAUCGGGGCCUUCGCCUUCGAGAACUGCUUCUGCGGCGCCGACUGCUGCGCCUUCUGCGGUGGCGAGCUUGCGCUGCUGGCGCGCUGCGAAGGCGCUUAUACCUGCGUUGUGUUAGAUAUCCGCACCACACACGGGUCCAAAGGGACUUACUCUUCGUUUCGACAUCGGCAUUCAAUUUCCUCCUCUUAUUCGACGACAUCUCUCGUCGUCCCCAAAAAAAAUCCUGUCCCGAUCGAGUGUCGUCGCUGAAAGGUUGUUCGAAGACGGCCCAAUCGCCGAUUCUCUUAUCGCUUUUCCAGAAUCGCCCAGCGCAAGGCUUAUCGCAAAAAUUACCGACCUCCGCCAAAAAAAAAGCUCUCGACCACCACACCAGCCUCAACCUCAAUCGGUCCCAAUCGCUCCGCCCACCACCCCCCACACUCACAAGAUGGCGUCCUCGAACCCCUCCAAGAAGGAGUCUAAGAAGGCCGUGGCGGCUAAACCUGCGAAGGCGUCGAAAACUGCUGCGAAGAAGAAGGAGGCUGAGAGGAGCAUGGAGCGCAUCGCUGAUAGCGAUAUUGACAUGGACGAUGCCUCGAGCGAGGAGGGGAGCGAUUCGAAUGACGAGGCUGGGUCAGUAUCUGGGCCGGACGAGGAGACGAGCAGCAGCGGCAGCGAAAGCGAGGGUGGGAGUGGAAGCGGAAGUGAGAGUGAGAGCGAGGAGGAAUUACCUGUGAAAGUGACGGCACCUAGAACCACCCUCCCAAAACGCAGCAAAAACCCCUCCCCAGCCCCAACACCCGCCGCCCAACACACCUCGCGCCCCGCGCCCUUCGCCCCUCCCAAAGGCUACACACCCCUCCCCGCCUCCUCCACCACCAACAAACUCCUCACCCCCGCCGCGCUAGCCAACAGGCAAAUCUGGCACAUCACCGCGCCCGCCUCCCUCUCUCUUGCCAGCCUCAAGAACCUCAGUCUACCCGCCCGCACCGGCGCGGACGAGGACGCACCGACGAUAUCAUUGCCGGGUGGUGAAUAUAGCGUUGUGCUUGCGGCGGCGACGGCGGAUACGACGCGUGUUCUUUUGCCGGGGAAGGGGGGGUAUAAGGCGUUGGCUGCGCCGGUGGAGAGGACGCUGCAUUUGCAGAGGGUGAAUGUGGUGGGGGGGGAGACGUAUGUGGGGAGGAAGAGGGAGGCGAGGAAGCAGCCGGGGGGGUUGAGGAUGAGGUUUCGGCCGAUUGGGUUUGGGGAGGGGGGGAGUGUGGGGAGAUUGGGGGGGAGGAGGAGGAGGAGGAGGUGGGGGAGAGGCCGCAGUUUAAGAAGCAUAAGAAGAGUGGGGAGGUAGAGGAGGGGGAGAAGGAGAAGGAGAGGAAGGAGAAGGAGAAGAAGGACAAGGGGAAGAAGGGGAAGGAGAAGAAGGCGAGGAAGUAAGGGGCGGAUACUCUAUGGGAUGCUUUUACGGUUGAUAUAUAACUACCAAAACCCGGCGCAAAGGGCGUAUAUAAAUCGGGGGUUAAAUGAAAG
This is a messenger RNA of Pseudogymnoascus destructans, 1644 nucleotides long. RefSeq lists its product as uncharacterized. NCBI's taxonomy places the organism in Eukaryota, Fungi, Ascomycota, Leotiomycetes, Thelebolales, Thelebolaceae. The coding region runs from base 569 to 1465 and encodes 298 amino acids. Gene Ontology annotation, biological process: transcription by RNA polymerase I. The transcript has 2 exons. The record is from RefSeq and is a predicted model, not a curated record.